UGCCUGGCCGCGCAGGGGCUCGCGCCCGCCUGUGCCCAGCAGCACUGCGUGGAGGGCCAGAAAUCAAGGCACGCACCCAGAAACAGGCAGAUGGAGAGGGUCUGGAUGGACUGACGGUAGACACCUGGGGAGAUACAUGGCCAGCUCCCAAGAGGCGCAGGAAGAGCUCGGCGUUGGGUGCUCCAGCACAGACCUCCGACUUCCCUUUUCUCACCAGCGCACACUGAUUUUUCCUCUGUGUUUUCUGAGCUGCUUUGGUGGUAGCCACUUGGCCCCUUCUUCUUUCGCCCUCCACGAUGGUGAGGUGGUUUCACCGUGACCUGAGUGGGCUGGAAGCUGAAGCCUUACUGAAGGGACGAGGUGUCCAUGGGAGCUUUCUGGCCAGACCCAGUCGGAAGAAUCAGGGGGAUUUUUCUCUUUCAGUUCGGGUGGGUGACCAGGUAACCCACAUCCGCAUCCAGAAUACUGGGGAUUUCUAUGACCUUUAUGGAGGGGAGAAGUUUGCCACCUUGUCAGAACUGGUGGAGUACUACACACAGCAACAAGGCUCGCUGCAGGACAAAGAUGGAACCAUCAUCGACUUGCGAUACCCGCUCAACUGUUCUGACCCCACUACAGAGAGAUGGUACCAUGGGCAUCUAUCAGGCGCUGCAGCUGAGUCACUUCUCCAGGCCAAAGCCACCCCUUGGACCUUCUUGGUGCGGGAGAGCCUCAGCAAACCUGGGGAUUUUGUCCUGUCUGUCCUCACUGACCAGCUUAAACCUGGGUCUGAUGCUCCACCGGCUGGGGCAAGCAGUGCCUCUGGGGCCCGGCUCAAAGUCACGCACAUCAAGAUCAUGUGUGAGAAUGGACGUUACACAGUGGGAGGUGCUGAAACGUUUGACAGCUUGGCAGAUCUAGUGGAGCACUUCAAGAAGACUGGAAUUGAGGAGGUUUCUGGCUCCUUUGUGUACCUGAAGCAGCCCUACUACGCUACAAGGGUGAAUGCUGCUGACAUUGAGAAUAGAGUGCAGGAACUGAACAAGAAGAGUCUAUCUGAGGAGACAUCCAAGGCUGGAUUCUGGGAAGAAUUUGAUAGUCUGCAAAAACAGGAAGCCAAGCACCUGUUUGACCGUCAUGAGGGUCAGAGACCUGAAAACAAGAGCAAGAACCGAUACAAGAACAUCUUGCCCUUUGAUCAUUCUAGAGUCAUCCUUCAGGGAAGGGACCCAAAUAUACCUGGAUCUGACUACAUCAAUGCCAACUAUGUCAAGAACAACAUGAUCAGCCCAGAUGAGUGCACCAAGACCUACAUCGCUAGCCAAGGUUGCCUGGAUGCCACAGUCAAUGACUUCUGGCAAAUGGUGUGGCAGGAGAACACGCGGAUUAUUGUGAUGACUACACGGGAGGUAGAAAAAGGGCGGAACAAAUGUGUGCCUUACUGGCCAGAGGUGGGCAGCACGAAGGAGUACGGUCCCUACCUUGUGGAGAACGCUGGGGAGCACGAUGCAUUGGAGUACAAACUGCGGCACCUCUGCGUGUGCCCCAUAGAUAACGGUAAAGCUGUGCGUGAGAUCUGGCACUACCAGUACCUGAGCUGGCCUGACCAUGGUGUACCCAGCGAGCCAGGAGGAGUACUCAGCUUCCUCGACCAAAUCAACCAGAAGCAAGAGAGCAUCCCGGAUGCAGGGCCUAUUCUGGUGCAUUGCAGUGCUGGGAUUGGCCGCACUGGGACUAUCAUCGUCAUUGAUAUGAUAGUGGAAACAAUCUCCACCAAGGGGCUGGACUGUGACAUUGACAUCCAGAAGACCAUCCAGAUGGUGAGGGCCCAGCGCUCGGGGAUGGUGCAGACGGAGGCCCAGUACAAGUUCAUCUACAUGGCCAUCUGCCAGUUCAUAGAAACAACCAAGAAAAAGCUGGAAGUUAUCCAGUCUCAGAAAGGCAAGCCCAACGAGUCCGAGUACGGGAACAUUGCCUACCCACCUGCAGUGAGGAACGUGCACGCCAAGGCUUCACGAAAAUCCUCCAAGUAA
This is a messenger RNA of Antrostomus carolinensis (chuck-will's-widow), 2012 nucleotides long. RefSeq names its product protein tyrosine phosphatase non-receptor type 6 (gene PTPN6). Gene Ontology annotation, molecular function: non-membrane spanning protein tyrosine phosphatase activity; phosphotyrosine residue binding. The transcript is spliced from 14 exons. Gene Ontology annotation, cellular component: cytoplasm. Bases 297 to 2012 code for a protein of 571 amino acids. The record is from RefSeq and is a predicted model, not a curated record. Gene Ontology annotation, biological process: peptidyl-tyrosine dephosphorylation; cell differentiation; mitotic cell cycle. NCBI's taxonomy places the organism in Eukaryota, Metazoa, Chordata, Aves, Caprimulgiformes, Caprimulgidae.